Messenger RNA from Vicia villosa (hairy vetch), 1222 nucleotides. Its product is annotated as ethylene-responsive transcription factor ERF014-like. The transcript has a single exon. NCBI's taxonomy places the organism in Eukaryota, Viridiplantae, Streptophyta, Magnoliopsida, Fabales, Fabaceae. Gene Ontology annotation, molecular function: DNA binding; DNA-binding transcription factor activity. Bases 127 to 774 code for a protein of 215 amino acids. The record is from RefSeq and is a predicted model, not a curated record. Gene Ontology annotation, biological process: regulation of DNA-templated transcription.
CUACUAUCUAUAAAUACUCUCUCUCUCUCUCUUUCCACAUUCAUCUCAAAUCUCAUUCUUCAAACACUUCUUCUUCACUCAACAACAAUUUUCUCAUUUUACACUUCAAACCUCAAUCUCUCUACUAUGGUUAAGUCUCAGAAUAUCAACAAGAUCAAACAAGAACCAUUAACAAAAACAAAACCAAUUGUUAUCUCGGAUAAUAGCAAGAAGAAGAAGUAUAAAGGAGUGAGAAUGAGAAGCUGGGGUUCAUGGGUAUCAGAGAUUAGAGCACCGAAUCAAAAAACAAGAAUAUGGUUAGGUUCUUAUUCAACUCCGGAAGCAGCUGCUAGAGCUUACGAUGCUGCACUUUUAUGCCUUAAAGGUUCAUCUUCAGCUUCAAAUCUCAAUUUCCCUUUAACAACAACAUCUUCUUCAAACUGCAUUAUUCCUCAAGAUAUGUCUCCAAAAUCAAUCCAAAGAGUUGCUGCAGCUGCUGCAAAUAAUCUCAAUCUCAAUGUCAAUGUUGAAAGUAACACUCCCUCUUCAUCAUCAUCAAUGGCUUCUUCUUCUUCGUCUUCUGAUGAGGUUUCAAUUAUGUCGUCUUUUGAUCAAGCUAACGAUGAAAUGAAGAAUAUGAUGGAAAGUAAUUGGUAUGGAUUAGAAGGUUUAGAGUCUCCGAAAUAUGUUGAUCAGAUGAUGAUGAGUGCUUCUUUCGUUGAUUUUGGAUAUUCAUCAUAUUUGUUUGAUGAUGUGUAUGAAGAAAGUGAUAUUCGUUUGUGGAACUUCAGUUGAAGAAACUUAUAUCUUUUUUUUCUUCUUAAAAUUCAAUUCAAUAUAAAUUUCAAUUCUUUUCUCUUCGGUGAUACUACUUGAAGAUAUUAGUGUAAGAAAUAAAUAUAUGGCUCUAAUGCUACAUGUUAGAAUAUAUUGUAAGUGUUCAAAUUUGUAUGUCUUUAUUGAUGUAAGGCUUGUUAUGUCAAUGUCAUGAACAAAGGGAGGAAAAUUUAUAUGUAGUCAUAAAUAUCAUGUAUCAUGAUUUUAAAUUGCGGCCGCGGAUGUGGUUGCGGGAGUUGCAAUUGCACGUAUUGCAAUUACUGUGAUGCGUCUUGCGGCCAUUGCGGCGUGAAUUUAUUAAGUUUUUGAAAGACAAUGUUAAAAAGUACCUAAUGCUAAGGUUUUCUAUUGUAAAUUGAGUUUUGAGGUUUUGAAAUGUUGAUAUUUGAUGAAAAUACUUGAAAAA